CCCUUAAAAAACCUAUCAGUGUCUCUGAUGGGCCUAAUUCCAUACAGAGUUGGAUUGAGUAUUGAUUGCUCGAUUGCUCAUUACGGGUGGCCGGGUUGCCGAAAGUCGAUCAAUAAACUAUUCAAAAAUGAUUCUUAUUACACUCAAGACAAGCGUAAUAUAUCUUUUGUUUUCUGUUAUCUAACAUUUAUAUUUUGGUAGCUACUAUUCAAUACUACACCAACGCCGCGCAAAAAUGAACUUAACCGUUAUACAAAUAAGACACUUCCAUUGUUGUGUUGUAUUUAAUCGCUAUCUCGUCAUCGACACUUGCAAUUAGGUUUAGUAUUUCGAUACAGUACCCUAACUUAUACUGCGCAGUUCGCACAUUCAACUCGCCGUGCAACAAGAGCGGUCUCAUUGUGUAUCGAUUUAAUAAACAGUUUUUUUUACCGUCGGGAAUAAAAUUGUCAUUUGUAUGUGGGAGAUAUGGAUUUUAGAAUAUGCCUCCUCAUCACAACCCUUAUCAUGUUCACGGAGCAAUGCACUGUGACCUUCAUCAACAACAAGUGUCGCUACAACAUGGUCUGCGUCAACACCCUUGACAACAACAACCAAGGCUGGAACAGAUUCCGUCACGACCCAUACAACAGACCCAUGAACAUGGACGAAGUUGACAUGGAAGCCUGCUCAAGACACAUAACGUACGGAGGAUAUGAACUAGACCCCGUCUAUCUCGUCUUUCGUCACAAAAUCAAAGAUCUCGACACAUCUAAACCAGUUCCGAUAACCUACGAUUAUGGCGGACAAGGUAUCGUCAACGUCAUUUAUUCCCUAGACUUGAGUGAUAACAACUAUGACUACACACCAGUUCUGAAGAGCAUGCAGAAUCUCGCGUUACUUGACUUGUCAAAGAACCAGCUGACUACAGCUGUACUGUCGAAUUUGUACGCAUUGAAUAGCCUGAAGGAAAUCGAUUUAUCAUACAAUACAAUAAGUGAAAUCCAAGUGAAUACGUUCGACCACCCUUACAGUAGUCUGAACAAAAUAAACCUCUCCCAUAAUUACUUGGUAAAAAUUCCGGAUGCUGUGUUCGAUAGGUUUGGUUAUUUGGAAACUUUGGAUUUGUCUCACAACUACAUUGAAGGCUUGAGUCCAUUUAGUUUCGAAGGCAUCAAGAGUUUGUUGCACCUAAAUAUGUCAAACAACCGCCUUUCAGACAUCAACUCUUCUCUAUUCAGAUUCAGUGAAUUGAAAGUUUUAAGUCUAAGUAACAAUAGAAUAAAAAAUCUAAAGCUAGUUGAUUUCGAAAAAUUAAACAAACUUGAAGUUCUUGAUUUAAGCUCUAACGCUAUACAAACGUUUGAAUUUAAUUUGUUUCAAAACAUGCUUCAGUUGUACAGUCUGGAUUUAAGAAACAAUGUUCUAGAUGUUUUAAACAAAGACACAUUCACUAAUUUACAAUAUUUAAGUAGUAUCGAUCUUUCGAGGAAUAAAUUUAAGUCUUUGCCUAAAGGAUUGUUUAAAAAUAAAACCGUAAAUACUUUCUCUAUUACGGACAAUUUGUUAGAGGGCUCUUUGUCUAGAGGCAUGUUCGAUGGUGUGAAUGUUACAAGAUUAGAUUUGAGUAACCAAUUUUUGUCAGCAAUAGAAGAUUACGCUUUUUGUGAUCUAGUCAGACUUGAUACACUGCUUCUCAAUAACAAUGGAAUCAGUUCUAUAUCCAGUAACAGUUUUAAAACUAUAAGAAGUUUGGAACAGCUAGACUUAUCAAAUAACCAGAUAGUGAGUAUCGAUUUCCAGAAAGAUGAUCUUUCUAACUUACGGUCGCUCUUACUUAGGAACAAUCGUUUAGCACAAAUAAAACACGAACAUUUUCUAGAUCUAAGUAAUUUAGAAUAUUUAGAUCUUUCUGAAAACGCUAUAACCCAGUUGGCUCCUAGUUCCUUUAAAUCGUUGAGGAAUUUGAUCAAUCUGAGAAUUUCUAGCAAUCCUUUAUCUGGUACACUUGAAACCGAUACGUUUGAUGGCUUAGUUUCAUUGCCUACCCUCGACAUUUCUUGUAAUCUGUUGGAAACCAUACAAAAUGCCUCUUUCAAUGAUAUGGCUGAAUUAAAAGAGCUUAAUAUGUCUAGAAGUGAAAUAAAGGAGCUGCAGUACAAUGUAUUUGUUCAUACUGGGUACAUAGAAACCUUGGACCUGUCUUACAAUAAAUUAGAGACUUUUUCUGUAAAUAUGUCUGAACUGGUUGGACUAAGUACGUUAUUCUUAAAUAACAAUUUAAUUAAAACUAUUUUACCUAGUUCUUUAUACGGUUUAUCUCGUUUAGGCCGAAUUAGUCUAGCUAACAAUCUAAUAGAAAACCUCAACAACGAUACAUUUGAUAAUCUUGUCGAUUUACGAAACGUUGAUUUGUCGAAUAAUGAAAAAUUAAAUUUCCAUGUUGGAUUAUUUGAAAGAACUAAAAACUUGGAAACUAUAAAUUUGUCGGGGGUCCAAACAGAUAUAGAUUUCGCGGAUAUUAGUGAUGCCCCGAUUCUGGAAGUUAUGAUGUCUGACUCGGGUUUGCAUAAUAUUAGUUUGUUGAAUCUUAGAGGACUGACACAUUUGAGCACUUUAAUUUUGAGCAACAACAGUGUAUCUGAGUUACUUGCAGCAGACUUUUCAGGUUUGGGUACACUUAGGCACUUAGAUUUAAUUCACAAUAAAAUAUCUUUCAUUCAACCGGGAACGUUCAAAGACAACUCUCUUUUGUUAACUCUUAACAUUUCUCAUAAUUCAUUAUCAGCUAUUGGCUACGGAAUUUUCCGUGGCCUUAUUUAUUUAGAUAUUCUAGAUUUAUCGUACAAUAAUAUACAGGAUUUGUUAAGCGAAAGAUUUUAUGAAGUUAAAAGUCUCUCGCAGUUAAUCGUGGAUCAUAAUAGAAUUGAUUCUGUGAAUGCCGAAGAGUUCGCAGGAACUAGUCUUGUAAAACUAAGUAUUGGUGAUAAUCCUUUGCCUUGCCACAUUCUUGUAAAACUUAAGAAAUACGGAACCCCAUUCAAAAUAACAGCUAUUAAAUUAGAUGAACAUAAUGGGGAAAAUAUAGACGGAGUUACAUGUAAUAAGGAUUAUGAUUCAGCACAGACGAAAGGGCCUGAAACUGUAGACAAUAGAAAUGAUAUUCUUAUUGACAUUAGAAAUAUCUUAUACAUGAUGAAUAACAACUCUAAAACAGUGAGAGAAUCAAAAGAUAAUAACUAUUUACAAAAUUUUACAAAAGAACUUGAAAAAAUAAACACAAGUAACAAUGAAAAAUUUUCAAAUUUAGUCAACUUCAGUAUGAACGUUGUAAAUAUAAACAAUGACACAAACAUGAUACUUCAAAAAAUCCUGAAUUCUUUGAACGAAAACACAGCUGUUACGACAACGACUGUUUUCACUCCAAUUCAUAACGAAAACAAAACCAUUGAUUUCAUUCCUUAUGUAAAUAAAGUAAAGGAAGAAUUGGAAAAGACAAUAGCUGACGAAAAGCAAGGCGUUAUUGAUGAGAUCGAAAAGAGGUUGUCUAUGUACCAUUAUCAAACAGAAUCUCUACCAACUAGCCCUAACAAUGAGAAAUUAGUUUCACACGAUGUAAAUGUUAAUACUAAAUCAUUCUUCACAGAGACUUGUGUAGCAUUAAUAUUAUUAAUCUUAGUCGGGUUAGUUUUAUACAAGUUUUAUAAAUCUAGGAUGUACAUUCGGAAUAGAUUGUCGUUUAGCACAAGGGAAUUGCCAGGCGCCAUGGAGAAUUCUGCAUUGUGACUAGCAAACGACUUUCUUACGUAAUAUCAAAAUGUGAAUCGAGGAAUUCCGUAAUCUGUGGUGAAAAUAAAACACCCUGUUCAGUUAGUACAUUCCUGAAAUGCUUUAAACUAUGAAAUGUAAUCGGAAUGGAAUCGUUUAUUUCGUAAAAAGGUGUGUUACGUAAGAUAGGUUUUCAUCUUAAUUUAGACACUUAGAUUCAUUUUUUUGUUUUGAGUUUGUAUGUCUAUGUUCUUCUAGAGAAUGGUGUCAUAAAAUAAGGCAAGAAUUUACCUAAAAUCAUAAAUUUAGGGAUAAAAUUAUCAUGUCAAGUUUGAUUUGUAAAUUUGGUUGUGCACGCAUUUGUCAAAAUCAUAUUUUAUACAUUAGGGUGAAAAUGAUCGACAUCUGCAAUGUCUAGCUAAGAAAUUAGACAAAAAUAAUGAAAUUUUGAUCUAUUUAUUGACGUGAAAAUAGGCCUCAGUAGUUAAGGAGUUGCAGGACAUAUUCAAAUUAAUUAAUGCAAAAGAAAAAAGUCACUCAUGAAAUUUAUCGGGUGUUUAUUAUUCGUUAUAUUAGCAACAAAAAUACAACAUUAGUAAAUUUUCAGCUAUUUAUCUAUCACGCUUUAUGAGAUAUAGCCUGUUGGUGACAUGUUUUUUGUUUGUUCUCACUAAGGUAUUUAAUCCUUGUGAAUCUAGAAGACAAGCAUUCGGGGAUCACACAAAUGCAUGUCCUAAGCUAGAAUCGAACCCGCGACACGUCGGGCACAGUGCGUUUGGCAUAAUGACCUCAACCACUCGGCUAUCCGUGCAGUUAACCGAGCGCUCCCGACAAAAAGGUGUGAGCAAACCAUUUUAAACAAUUAUGAUUGUCCUCACGUAGUUUAUUUGAAUAGCCUAAAAAUAUUGCAGGUGUCGGUGUUUGGGUCUAGAUUCUCGAAAGGCGGAUCGUAACUUAAUUGAAUACAUUCGGACAUUGUUGUUGUAUCAUAUCGUACACCUGUCGAGAAAUAAAAUAAUAUUAUUGUUGUAAGAUCACGUAUUAUUCUAUGUUACUAUAGACAACCUUAACAAAUAGUCUUAAGGCAAUGAUAGUUAGACAUAUUGAUAGCGAUACACUUCUAUACGUGAUGAAGUACUAAAUUAAUUUAACAACAUAACAUGCAAGUGACUUCAAAUAAACCAUCAAGCCAAACUUGAUGAAUUUUUAUGGGACCAAAUGAGAGCUAUUUCACUUAAAUGAAAACAGAAUCAACGAAAUCGGUUUAUCCAGUACAAAGUUUUAAGAUAACUUUUGAAAGAGCAGUUUCGAAGAAAAUGAUCGAUUUUGCUUUUUAUAUUUUUGAUUUUUAAUUUUUGGAUUGUUUUUUUUGUCAAAAGAUGUCGACAUCUAUGCUCAAGAAUAGUAUUUAAAAUACGAUUGUAGGGUCUUAUGUCUAUGUCUAUGUCUAUGUCUAGUAUCUAGUACGUACAUAACCAUUAUGACCGAAAUGCUUGUAUAUCCUUCUUCGGUACUUCAUUUUUUCUAAUAAAAAUUUCUUUCUUCUACUCUCGUUGCUACCUAGGUAAUAUUUUGGUUCUCUGAAUUUGGUUAACAGGUUACUGCAAACGCAAAUUGCUGACUGCUUGACCGUUUUAUGUUAAUUGGUAAAAAUGAUUGAACAAUUUGAUCUCUUUGUAAGCCAUGGUUUGUAGUGUAGCACGUCUUAAAGUAAUAUUUUUGGAGUAAAGAUAUACAUAUAUGUCUCUCUUCCAAAACUUCAAUAUUAUUACUUUGAACGUUGGUAAGGUAGAGUAGAGAGUUAGAUUUGGUAAAGUUGGCUUCUGUGUUUUGUAAGUCAUGCUUUGUAAUGCCAACGUUAACUUACUAUAUCGAAAGUUAUAAGUUACGUAAUUAUAAUGUAACUAAGUCAUUCCAAGAUUUGUAUUUUUGUAAAUAAAUAUUACCUGUA
Messenger RNA from Trichoplusia ni (cabbage looper), 5698 nucleotides. Its product is annotated as protein artichoke-like. The coding region runs from base 469 to 3765 and encodes 1098 amino acids. Gene Ontology annotation, molecular function: protein binding. Lineage: Eukaryota; Metazoa; Arthropoda; Insecta; Lepidoptera; Noctuidae. The transcript is spliced from 3 exons. The record is from RefSeq and is a predicted model, not a curated record.